Messenger RNA from Poecilia latipinna (sailfin molly), 1379 nucleotides. It is a transcript of the gene slc35d2, whose product is annotated as solute carrier family 35 member D2. Bases 184 to 1191 code for a protein of 335 amino acids. The transcript has 12 exons. The record is from RefSeq and is a predicted model, not a curated record. Lineage: Eukaryota; Metazoa; Chordata; Actinopteri; Cyprinodontiformes; Poeciliidae.
CGCCCACCUGCCCCCUUCCUUUUCGGAUGUGGCCAAUGUUUUCCAGGAAAUGAACAACUGAAACCACCCCACGAAUCACUCAAACUCCAGCGACGGCGCGUUCAGUUUACAACUGCAGCAGUUGUUAAUUGUUAACUGUGUUUAUCUGGGUUUUUUUUUUAUUUUAUUAUUUUAUUUUAUAACAUGUCUGCGGAGGUCUGCAGGGAAACAGCGGAACAUCCCAGACUCCUGAAGCUGUCAUCCGCCCUGUUUUACGCCGGUAGUUCGUUUCUGAUCACCGUGGUGAACAAAACCGUGCUGACCAGCUUCAGAUUCCCCUCCUACCUGUUCCUGGGAAUUGGACAGAUGAUUACUACGAUUGUCGUCCUUUAUUUGGCCAAAAAAAGCAACACGGUGAAGUUUCCAGACUUUGACAGGAGCGUUGUCUUAAAAAUUUUCCCUCUACCGUUAUUGUAUGUUGGAAACCAUGUGACAGGACUGGCAAGCACCAAAAAGCUCAGUUUACCCAUGUUUACAGUGUUACGGAAAUUCACUAUAUUGAUGACGAUGAUCUUGGAAGCUUAUUUAUUAAGAAAAACUUUUUCUAGACGUGUAAUUUGCAGUGUUGUGACGAUAGUCUUUGGGGCCAUGGUGGCUGCAAGUUCUGACCUGGCCUUUGACGUGGAGGCCUACACUUUCAUUCUGCUGAACGAUGCCUUCACUGCAGCCUCUGGUGUUUACACCAAGAAGAAACUUGGUGAUCAGAGCCUUGGGAAGUACGGCGUCUUAUUUUACAAUUCGCUCAUCAUCGUCCUCCCCACUCUCUUGGCCAGUGUGUUCACUGGAGAUUUACACAAGGCUCUCUCAUUUGAAGACUGGAGAAAUGUUGCAUUUAUUUUAUGCUUCCUUCUGUCCUGCUUCAUGGGAUUUGUAUUGAUGUACUCCAUAGUCCUCUGCAGCUAUUAUAACUCAGCACUUACAACUACAGUUGUAGGGGCCAUAAAGAACGUGGCCGUAGCUUACAUCGGCAUCUUUGUGGGUGGAGACUACAUGUUCUCAUGGAUCAACUUCCUCGGCCUCAGCAUUUGCAUGUCAGGAGGAUUAGUCUACUCAUACCUCACCUUCAACAGCAGCCAACCACCCGGAGGUAAUGCAGAAGGAACUGAACAGCAGAAGAUUCUCAUUCCUGAGGAUUUAUCAAGGAAGAACUGAGAAAAAAAGGGGAAAACCUACAGCCACCAGGUGGCCUUAUCCUGCUUCAAAUUGAAGCAUUUCAUUAAUUCAGCACUGUGUUGUGUCUCUCGUUUUUGCACCAUGAACGGAUCUAUUAACACUCAUUCCUAAUGCUAUUUAAUUCACAUUUUAAACCAACACCAAAUAAACAAAAACUGCCACCAACA